Aureobasidium uvarum is the source of this 2118-nucleotide messenger RNA. Lineage: Eukaryota; Fungi; Ascomycota; Dothideomycetes; Dothideales; Saccotheciaceae. The record is from the annotation of a GenBank genome assembly.
AUGGAUCCGUCAAAGAAGAAGCAGUACCUUGCGGACAGCCCGCCGUCCGUCGUGCCUUUGGUCAUCAAGCCUCAUUUCGAAGCACUUGGCAAGACUGAGCAGCUUUAUUCGCAUUACAUCAGUCAGGCCUGCUUCGCUGGCACCAGAGUGGUCCUCAGACAGGUUUCCCCGGAAUCAGAGCCCAUCUACGACUUCAUCCUGAGUCUACACAAGCACUGCGAUGGUGACUACUCAAAGCUGAAGUCCGAGACUGGCCUUGACGAUGAGGACAUGAACCACUGGUUGCAUUACGCCGCCCAAUUCCUUGGCAAUGCCGGUAACUACAAAUCAUUUGGUGACUCCAAGUUCAUUCCUCGUUUGGCACCAGAGACGCUUGCGGCUCUCGGAAAGGUCUCAGGCGCAUCCAAGCACUAUGAGCUCUGCAAGAGUGCCUUCUACGAGACCAAGGUUGAAGAUCUCAUGCACCUCGGCUACCCACCCCAGCAUCUUACCACCUACUACCCAGACUCUCCUGAAAUCACCAAGGAUGAGAUUGCCGCUGUGUCGGACUUUGUCAAGGAGAAUGGAAACCUGCUUCCCGAAAACACGCGUCUCAAAAAGCUUUCAUCUGGAGACUUUGAGCUUCUCAUCGCUUCUGCCGAAACCGACCCUGCAAAGUCAGAGAGAGAUGUCCCCGAGACCUCGUUCACACUGGACGCUGAGCCUGUCAAGGGUAAGAAGAUCACUCUCAGAUUCGGAGACCACGCAAAGGAAAUGGAGAAGAUCGCAUCUUUCCUCGCCGAAGCCAAGAAGCACUCAGCCAACCAGUAUCAGAGCGACAUGCACAGCGAGUAUGUCAAAUCGUUCAAGACAGGCUCCAUGACCGCCCAUGUUCAAUCGCAGCGCCACUGGAUCAAGGACAAGGGACCUGACGUCGAGUCUAACAUCGGCUUCAUCGAGACCUACCGCGAUCCUCACGGUAUCCGCGGAGAAUGGGAAGGUUUCGUCGCUAUGGUCAACAAGGAGCGUACCAAGGCAUUUGCUCACCUCGUGGCCGAAGCUCCCAAGAAUAUCAAGAAGCUUCCCUGGCCCGCCGACUUUGAGAAGACUUUUGUUGCCCCCGAUUUUACGGCCUUGGAGAUUUUGACGUUCGCUGGCUCAGGUAUCCCUGCUGGUAUCAACAUUCCCAAUUACGACAGUGUCCGCCAGGAUCCCGAAGGUGGAUUCAAGAACGUCAGUCUGUCAAACGUCCUUUCAGCCAAACCUCCGAACGAAAAGAUCCCUUUUAUCAAGGACGAGGACAUGGAAGUUUACAAAAAGUACGCCGAUGCCGCCUUUGAGGUUCAAGUUGGUCUCCAUGAGCUUCUUGGUCACGGUUGUGGCAAGAUACUGCAAGAGACCGAGCCUGGAAAGUUCAACUUCGACCACAAGAACCCUCCCGUCUCUCCAAUCACGCAGAAACCGAUCACUUCCUACUACAAGCCUGGAGAGACAUGGGGUUCAGUCUUCGGCGGUAUGGGUCCUAGCUACGAGGAAUGCAGAGCAGAAUGUGUCGCCAUGGUACAGNCAUUGUGUCCCGAUUACGGCAUCCUCCAAAUUUUCGGCUUCGGAAAUGGAGAAGAGGAUCUUCACGGAGAAGCUGGUAACGUCCUCUACGCCGCAUAUCUGUCCAUGGCUCGUGCCGGUGUAGCUGCUCUGCAGUUUUACAAUGUCGACGCCAAGAAAUGGGGACAAGCACACAUGCAAGCCCGUCACGCCAUUCUUAAAGUCUUCUUGUCCGAGCCGGAGUUCUGCAAACUGGAGUACACCAAGGAUGAUCUCAGCGAUCUAACCAUCAAGCUCGACAGAACCAAGAUCGCCACUCACGGUCGUCCUGCCGUCGAAAAGUUCUUGCAGAAGCUGCAGGUCUACAAGGCUACGGCAGACCUCAAGGCUGGCAAGGAGCUGUAUGAGGGCAUUACCAGCGUGGACGAGUGGUUCGCUACCAAGGUCAGACCUGCUGUUCUGGCAGCAGCUCCUCCUCGCAAGGUCUUUGUGCAGGCAAACACUUUCAUCGAGGGUGACAAGGUUGUCCUCAAGGAGUAUCCUGCCACUCCUGAGGGCCUCAUCCAGAGUUAUGCUGACCGUGACUACAUCUAA